Messenger RNA from Erpetoichthys calabaricus (reedfish), 3464 nucleotides. Its product is annotated as NACHT, LRR and PYD domains-containing protein 6-like. The record is from RefSeq and is a predicted model, not a curated record. The coding region runs from base 329 to 2980 and encodes 883 amino acids. Lineage: Eukaryota; Metazoa; Chordata; Cladistia; Polypteriformes; Polypteridae. Gene Ontology annotation, cellular component: cytoplasm. The transcript has 11 exons.
AGCAGGAAAUGGCCGAUGUGGUUGAUCACUUUCGAUUCUCAUCGGGAAAGCGAUUCAAAUUUCACAAACUUCCGUUCUUUUAUUUUUUUCUUGACAGACGGCGCAUUCAGCCCAUCCUCCCCGUCUUCACGUAAGACCCCCCCCCCAAAAAGGACAUCGUGCACACAGCUCCGUCCAGGCGCGACAUACACGGAGAUUCUCAGCUGCAAAUCGCAUCUCUUUCACGCAAGUAAUUAUCGUUUCUUGGGUCACGGUUCCAACCUGAGCUCUGAUUCCUUGUGUGAUCCUAUGAAAGUCGUUUAAUCUGCCUGCAUUCUGAAGGUAAACAAUGGAGCCCAGCAUCACAGAUAUGAUCUUGAAGCACUUGGAAGAGCUUGGUGAACAGGAUUUCAAACGAUUUCGUGAGAAACUGAGAGAACAUAAAGUACAUGGGUUAAAGAUUCCAUGGAGUGUCCUAGAAAAGGCUGACUAUUACGACACAGUUAAUAAUAUAGUUCGAUGUUUUGAUGACAAUGCUGUGGUGGAGUCUGUGAAAAUCUUGGAGCAUAUUGGUAAUAGGAAUGUGGCUGAAAAACUUAGAGCUGAACAUAAAGCUUACGGAAGUAUGCUUCAAGGAAGGCGUGAUGAUGCUCUUAGAAGAUACAAGGACAAAAUCAAACAGAAAUUUGAAAAAGUUAAAGAUCAUAACAGUGACUGGGCAGAAUACAAACUUCUUGAUGAGGAAUAUACUCAACUUCGGAUACAAACAAAGGGUUGCACUAGAAGCGUCAAGCCAAAAUUAGUUAGGCAGAGGACAGUGGACAAUGAUUCCAACUUGAAAGAUCUCAUAGCUCCUGAAAGAAAUAAAAAUCUAGUGCUGAAGGGUUCAGCAGGAAUGGGGAAGAGCUAUACAAUACGCAAAGUCAUGCUGGAAUGGGCUUCUAAUAUGGCAUACUGCAUGUUUAAUUAUGCCAUCUACUUGGACUGCAAAAAUCUCAUGAACAUAGAAGAAGACAUUAGCCUUGAUAAAUUACUGUUUCAAGAUUGUGAAGAUUUGAUGAAUGAAGAAAUUGAGAAAGUGCCAGAAAAUGUAUUGAUUCUAAUUGAUGGCUUGGAUGCACUAAAUUUAACUUCCAAUAGUUGUCAGAUUAAAACUACAAAUCGCUCAAAAUCGCCUUCCCUUCACAUUUUACAUUUACUUCAAAAAAAGGAAUUAAGUGGUUGCUACUUAUUAAUAACAAUUCGCUCUGCUAUUGCAGACCAGAUUCCAGACCAAGAGAAUAUAGACCAAUGGGCUGAAAUCCUGGGCUUCCCUGAAGAAAGUAUUGAAGAAUACUUCCAUAAACAUUUUGAUGAACCUGAGCAGGCAACUGCAGUGGUUGAGCAAGUUAAGGCCAACAAAAAAUUACUGGCCAUGUGUGAGACUCCUCUCACUUGCUGGGUGGUCUGCGCCCUCUCCAAGUCCUAUGAAGUGACAAGUGAUUCACUGACACACAUAUUUGUGAAUUAUAUCUAUAGUCUGCUAAAAUACCACAAUUCUACUUUAGAUAAAAAAGAAGCCAAAACAAUUCUUAUGAUCCUUUGUGAGAUGUCAAAGGAAGGCGUCGAGAAUAAUAAGUGGGAUUUUCAUGAAGAACAGCUACUGAACAAAUUCCAGAAUUUGACAUUCCCCACCAACUUCCUGAAUAAAGAGUCCUAUCAAUGUGGAGUCUCAAAGAAAAUCAAAUACUCCUUUGUCCAUAGAAGUGUUCAAGAAGUUUUGGCUGCAGUCUUCAUUGCUAGCAAUAAAGCCUUAUGUAGAGAUUUCUUAAAUAAGUCACUUUCCUCACCUCACCAGCGGGACACCAUUAUAUACCUUUUUGGUCUUUGCAAGGAUGACACUUUGGAACCAUUUCAAAAUUUCAACCUCCAAUGUUUUACUGAGCUGAAGUCCCAGCUGUGCAGCUGGAUAAAAGAAGCUGUGAAGUAUCUUAAAAAGAGACCACGGGAUAGUCAUCUACUCCAAGACAUAAUGUUUUGCCUUUAUGAGUUAAAUGAUGAUGAGUUAACAAAGAGUACUAUGGGCUUACUUGAGAUGAUUGAACUGUAUGACAUUCCCCUGAACAAGCGUGAUUUCCUGGUGUUAAACUACUGUCUCCAGCAUGCAAAGUCUCUCAAAAAACUGAUUUUGGCAAAUUGUAACUUGAGACGUAAUGACGUGGAAACGUUGCUGCCUCACCUUAGAAAUGUCCAGCAGUUCACCAUUGAAAUCUGCGAACUGAGCAAAGAAUCAGUGAAACUUCUGAGCCACGAAAUUACAAGAAAUUGUCAACCAAUGAAGCUGCACCUGUCCCAGACACCAGCGAGCGAUGGACUCAUUUUGAAAUGCAGCUCAUCUGAAGAAGACAUGAAGAGCAUAUUCAUUCAAAAUGUGCCAGAAAGCAUUGUCUUCCUCAGAUGGUUUCUACAUGACUGCAAGUGCUCACCAAAUCAGCUCUAUUUCCAUAAGUUGCACGACACAGUUGUGGUUGAAAUGUGCACGAUACUCAAAGAAGUCCAGUGCCAGUUACAAGUGCUCAGUCUAAAGCACAAUGUCAUAACAGAGCAGUGUGUGACCGCCCUCCUGGACCUGGCAGGGACCAUGGUCAGUCUUGUGGACUUGGACCUAGAAGAUUGUGAAAUGGGUGACAACCUGGCAAGUCUACUGUGUGAUGGACUAAAGACUACCAAGAUCCACACACUAGGGUUAAUAGAAAAUGCUCUGUCUGACAUGUGUAUUCCAGCCAUCUGCUCCCUUAUUGAAAAAGGCACACUCUCCACAUUGCAUCUUUACUCCAACAAACUCUCUGAUGAAGGAGUGCAGAAAUUGUUUCAGUCCAAGAAGAGCCCCAGUUCUCGACUUAAAGAUCUUGGUCUGGAAAACUGUGAUAGGAACAGCCAGUCUUUUAAUUUUAAAUCAGCCCUGAGCCGUGUGACUUUAGCCAGCAGGUUCUUGAGAGCACUCCGCACACAGAAACAUUAACUUCUGAAACUUGUUCUGUGAAGUACUUGUGGCUUGUAAUGGACAGAACUGACCUCCUGACACGUCGCCUUCAAAAGCUGUUUGUUACCAUGAGUUUGUUUGAGCUGUAUAUACAGUAUUUGUAUUCAAGUAGAUUAAGGCAUCUAAAAGACACUGUGCAUCUUUUAAGCAAUGACACAGAGCACUUUUGGGAGUGUAAAUUCUUGGACAAUUGUGUUUUUUUGUUAUUAUUUCCUUUUGCUGAAUACAAAAUCUUUGUCUCAUUUCUAAACUAAAAAUUUAAUAAGGCAUUAUAAUAAUAAUCCAGUUUCACCCUUUAAUACCUUGAUUGUAGAUAACAAAUUUAUGUUAUUUAGUAGUAGAAAUGUUAUACCUUUUAUAAAAUAAUUAUGGAAAGAUCUAGGUGUCAAGUUUUAGUGAUGUGUAAGUUCUGUUUCGCUGUAUUUUACUUUUGUAUUCCUGUAAAAUAUAUAUUUUGAUUAUA